ACAGAUCCAGUUGAGUAUGUGGAAAACAUGUGUGAAAACAUGCAACUGUACCCACUGCAGGACUUUCUUACUGGAGACCAGCUCCUUUUUGAAUAUAAACCAGAAGUCAUUGCUGAAGCCCUUAAUCAGCUAGUUCCUCAAAAAGCAAAUCUUGUUCUACUGUCUGGUGCUAAUGAGGGAAAAUGUGACCUCAAGGAGAAGUGGUUUGGGACUCAGUAUAGCAUAGAAGAUGUUGAAAACAUUUGGGCUGAAUCAUGGAAGAGUAAUUUCAAAUUAAAUCCAGAUCUUCAUCUUCCAGCUGAAAACAAGUAUAUAGCCACUGACUUUACAUUGAAGGCUUUUGAUUGCCCAGAAACAGAAUACCCUGUUAAAAUUGUGAAUACUCCACAAGGUUGCCUGUGGUAUAAGAAAGACAACAAGUUCAAAAUCCCUAAAGCCUAUAUACGUUUCCAUCUGAUCUCACCUUUGAUACAGAAGUCUGCAGCAAAUGUGGUCCUCUUUGAUAUCUUUGUCAAUAUCCUUACCCAUAACCUUGCGGAACCAGCUUAUGAAGCUGAUGUGGCACAGCUUGAGUAUAAACUUGUAGCUGGAGAGCAUGGUUUAGUUAUUCGAGUGAAAGGAUUCAACCACAAACUACCUCUAUUAUUUCAGCUCAUUAUUGACUACUUGGCCGAGUUCAAUUCCACACCAGCUGUCUUUACAAUGAUAACCGAGCAGUUAAAGAAGACCUACUUUAACAUCCUCAUCAAGCCUGAGACUCUGGCUAAAGAUGUGCGGCUUUUAAUCCUGGAAUAUGCCCGUUGGUCUAUGAUUGACAAGUACCGGGCUUUGAUGGAUGGCCUUUCCCUUGAGUCUCUGCUGAGUUUUGUCAAAGAGUUCAAAUCCCAACUCUUUGUUGAGGGCCUAGUGCAAGGGAAUGUCACAAGCACGGAAUCUAUGGAUUUCCUGAAGUAUGUUGUCGACAAACUGAACUUCAUGCCCCUGGAGCAGGAAAUGCCUGUGCAAUUCCAGGUGGUAGAGUUGCCCAGUGGCCACCAUUUGUGUAAAGUGAAAGCUCUGAACAAAGGUGAUGCCAACUCUGAAGUCACUGUGUACUACCAGUCGGGUACCAGAAGUCUAAGAGAAUACACGCUUAUGGAGCUGCUUGUGAUGCAUAUGGAAGAGCCUUGUUUUGACUUCCUUCGAACCAAGCAGACCCUUGGGUACCAUGUCUACCCAACCUGUAGGAAUACAUCUGGAAUUCUAGGAUUCUCUGUCACUGUGGGGACUCAGGCAACCAAAUACAACUCUGAAGUUGUUGAUAAGAAGAUAGAAGAGUUUCUUUCCAGCUUUGAGGAGAAGAUUGAGAACCUCACUGAAGAUGCGUUCAACACUCAGGUCACAGCUCUGAUCAAGCUGAAAGAGUGCGAGGAUACCCACCUUGGGGAGGAGGUGGACAGGAACUGGAAUGAAGUGGUGACACAGCAGUAUCUCUUUGACCGCCUUGCCCAUGAGAUUGAAGCACUGAAGUCAUUCUCAAAAUCGGACCUGGUCAACUGGUUCAAGGCACAUAGAGGACCAGGAAGUAAAAUGCUUAGCGUUCAUGUUGUUGGAUAUGGGAAGUACGAACUGGAAGAGGAUGGCACCCCUUCUGGUGAGGAUUCCAACUCUUGUGAAGGGAUGCAGCUAGCCUACCUGCCACCCUCUCCUCUCCUGGCAGAUUCCACCAUCCCCAUUAAUGAUAUCAGGGCUUUCACAUCAACACUCAGCCUUCUCCCCUACCAUAAAAUAGUCAAAUAAACUGCAGUCUCAUUGGCCUGAAGCAAUGUGUAUUU
Messenger RNA from Castor canadensis (American beaver), 1814 nucleotides. Lineage: Eukaryota; Metazoa; Chordata; Mammalia; Rodentia; Castoridae. The record is from RefSeq and is a predicted model, not a curated record.